Hevea brasiliensis (rubber tree) is the source of this 1274-nucleotide messenger RNA. Its product is annotated as reticulon-like protein B5. Bases 256 to 1017 code for a protein of 253 amino acids. The transcript is spliced from 5 exons. NCBI's taxonomy places the organism in Eukaryota, Viridiplantae, Streptophyta, Magnoliopsida, Malpighiales, Euphorbiaceae. The record is from RefSeq and is a predicted model, not a curated record.
GUCGUCACUCCUCGAUCUUGUCAAAUCUAACGGCGUUAACUUUUUACGCAAAUUUUAUCGAACCACCAGGUUCGAUUGCCGCACCUCAGGUUCGGACCUUACCAUCUACGGUUUAUAAUAUAGCCGACAUCACUUUAACUUGCAUUUUCAGUCGCUCAUUGGUCACUCCAAAGUUCCCGGCUACCGUGAUUCUGUAGGAAAAUUCAUUUCGGCGAAGUUGGAAAAUUUGAAUCGGAUUUGGCUGAUCGCGAAAGCAUGGCGGAGCAUUCUGAAAGUCCCAUUGAGUCGGUGAUGGAGAAGAUAAGCGAGAAGAUUCACGCUCACGAUUCGUCGUCGUCUUCUGAUUCCGAUUCGGAAACGGAAAAAAAACCGGAUUCGCCUUCUUCGGUGAAGGCGAAAAUUUUUCGGUUGUUUGGGAGGGAGAAACCCGUACACAAGGUUUUUGGUGGAGGAAAGCCUGCUGAUGUGUUGUUGUGGAGAAACAAGAAGAUCUCAGCUAGUGUGCUUGGAGUUGCCACUGCAAUUUGGGUUCUUUUUGAGUUGAUUGAAUACCACCUACUUACUUUAGUGUGCCAUAUUUUCAUCCUCUCUCUUGCGGUCUUGUUUCUGUGGUCCAAUGUUCAUACAUUUAUCCAUAAAACUCCACCUCGCAUCCCACAAGUUCAAUUACCGGAAGAACCAUUCCUGCAGGUUGCUUCAGCACUGACAUUUGAAAUCAACCGAGGUUUUGCAGUCCUACGUAAUAUUGCAUCCGGAAAAGAUUUGAAGAAGUUUCUCGUUGUUAUAGCUGCCUUGUGGGUCUUGUCAAUUGUGGGGAGUUGGUGCAAUUUCUUGACCUUGUUUUAUACAACCUUUGUUUUACUGCACACGGUGCCAGUUCUAUAUGAGAAGUACGAGGACAAGAUAGAUCCAUUUGCAGAGAAGGCAACAAUUGAGAUAAAAAAGCAAUAUGCAGUGUUUGAUGCUAAGGUUUUGAGUAAGAUCCCAGUGGGUGCAUUGAAAGCCAAGAGGGGUUAAGAGUGGCUGAUUGCUCUAUUUCGUGCAGACAUUUUUUAAUCAUGGGUUUGUAGGCUGUGAUUGCUCUUCAUAGUUUGCUAGAGCUCUUCCUUUUGUUUUUUCUAAAGCCCUGUCAACUGUUUCCAAUUGUUUGGGAUUGCAGUUUGAAUGACUUUGAUAUUUCAUAGGGUUACUUUCAAGUUGGAGGUUUAUUUGAAAGCUUUAUGAUAUGUCUGCAGGUGGUAGUACUUUAACAAGGGUUACUUUCGAUGUUCUUA